Ostrea edulis (European flat oyster) is the source of this 1851-nucleotide messenger RNA. Its product is annotated as perlucin-like protein. Gene Ontology annotation, molecular function: signaling receptor activity. Bases 512 to 1081 code for a protein of 189 amino acids. The transcript has 6 exons. The record is from RefSeq and is a predicted model, not a curated record. Lineage: Eukaryota; Metazoa; Mollusca; Bivalvia; Ostreida; Ostreidae.
UCAUAUGUUUGGAGUUUGCACUAUGGUCAACAUAUGUUUCAUCAUUUGAUGAUAAAAUCAUAUGUUUAAACCAUACGUUAGAUAUAUGAUUAACAUAUGAAUAUCCAAUCAUAUGUUAAACAUAUGUUGCAAUUUUACUCGUAUAUACGUGAUGCAAUGAUAUUACUGAAAAUGUAUGGAUGAUAAAAUUGGGUUCCAGGGUUCCCCCUAAAAACUACUCAUCACAAAAGAUUAUAAUGUUGUAUGUAAAACUUAAUCAUCAUUAAUUUCGGAUUUGAAAUCAAUAUUUAGUGAAAACAAUGUAUUCUAUCUAUGAUGUUGAAACGAAACUGAUAAACACAGUUCAGUUCAUAUGACCUUGGAAAUUCGUUGAGCAAACUUGAUGAGCACCCAUAUAGUAACACCGGAUAUAGCCAUUCUGGUGACACCGGGAACAAAACCGUUCUGUUUCCCCUUUCUAAGGAAACUAUUAUCCCCUCUGCGUCAGUAAAUAGAUUGAUAGCGAAUUUUGAUGCACGCCGUUGAAGAUACCAUGAAUCCCAACAUUUCAAAAUUGGCCUUUUGUUUUGCUUUGGUUGGUCUUGUAAAUUCACAGUUGCUCUAUGAUGGACAUUCGGAAAGCCUAAAGUAUGAACUGAUGCAGAAGCUCGAGAAAGCAUUGAGCGAUGGAGAAAAUCUGCAAAAGCAAGUUACUCAGUUGAAUAAGGAAAUUCAAGUGUUGAAAAGAUGGAUGCGUUGUCCACAAAACUGGGUGUCGUAUAGUAAAUCCUGCUACAAACUGUUCUUGUCAAAAGAAUCCUGGAAUGAUGCUCAAGUUCGGUGUUCUUCCUAUGGGGCGGUGUUAGCAGACAUAACAACGGCGGAAGAAAAUGCCUUUAUUGUGAACAAAAUCCUACGCAGUGCUUCCUCGAUUUCACAUGGUGUUUGGGCAGGAGCAACAGAUGUCAGAAAAGAAGGGGAGUGGACAUGGUGGUCCACCAACACCACAAUGUCUUUUAUCAACUGGAAUGAUAAUCAACCCGAUAAUUGGCAUAAAAGUGGAGGCACAGUAACCUUGAUAGUAUCCAUGUAUUUCACAUAGUCACAGUAGUAUCAAUUUAGUGGUCGUCAAUGAGCGGUGUGAGGCCAAAUCGUCAUCUUCAAGUUGGUUGUGAAAAUAUACGUUGACUGUUGAUGAUGGUUGAAUGUUGAUUUGACAGUUUGAUUUCAUUUUAUGUAAAUAAUGAAGAGUUGAAUACUUGUGUGUUGUAUGUGUCGGUAGCAUGAUUGAGAUCGCCCCAGCAUGUUACUUGCCCUUUCGGACGACGCAUAAUAUGUUGUUGUUGGGGGUGAGCCCUGUUGUUUGGCAACCCCACAGUUGUUUGUUGUUUCUGACCACUGUGGCCAAUAUAUUCCAUGCAAUAAACCCAUACAUUUACAUGUGUUUUUAUUCUUAAAAAGACAAUGGUGGUGAGACAGAUACGUCUUUGAUAAUACGGGACUUGGGGAAGUUGCUAAUAUCUGUUGCCUUUGAUAUCGCAAGUAUUACAACUAAACAAAAUAUACGUUUGAAGAUUAUAAAUCAAUUUUAAUUCUAGUUGUCGUUUAUAGAUAGGCGUAGUGUAUGUUUUAGACCUUGCUCAGAUGUUGCAAGCCCUAGAAAGUGUGUAAUUAUCAGUGACGGAUCCAGGAAUUUCAUAACGGGGGGUGGGGGGCGCAGUAGAAGGCUGGGGUUACCUUGAAGCUUUGCACUGAUGGAGGUGCAGGGGCGAAGCCCCCGGAAGCUAACGAAAUUGUGCCAAUAAGAGAGUGGGUUCUUUUUCAUUUAGAUAAUGAACAUAUAACGUCUACAUACGUAUAUUUUGCUCUUGU